AUGCGCCUCGCCAUUACACGAGCAAAGGUAUUUCACAUCAACUCCGAUUGGGAGGGAGUGUUUCAGUGUUGGACAGAGGCAAUGCAAGCUGUCGAUAAAUUCACUUUGACAAAGGGCCAUACGACACGUACAAUUCUUCUCUCCAUCUGCGAUAUUUUGCGCCGCCAGGGACAGCAUGAGCUGGAGCUCAAAUCCCGUGAUCAAUUGGCUACGCUUGAAAAACUGGCUGGGACGGGAGGGUCGCUGUAUUGGAUUUCGAAGUGGAGGAUCUGUGCGCAAUACGGGUUAUGGCAAGGUUGCCUGAGCUGA
Molecule: messenger RNA, 309 nt
Organism: Histoplasma capsulatum G186AR
Lineage: Eukaryota; Fungi; Ascomycota; Eurotiomycetes; Onygenales; Ajellomycetaceae
Exons: 2
Coding region: 1-309 (102 amino acids)
Source: RefSeq, a predicted model, not a curated record